CGACGGAGCGACUGAGGAGCUGCUCGGUGGCCGCGGCCGCCGCCGCCCAUCACCGCGGGAGAGGCGGCCCCGCCGUGCGCGCCACAAGCCUGGGCAGCCGGCCCCGCGCCUCCGGGCCCGAUGUCCAUACCCAGGAGGAGGCUGCUGCAGGUCCCUCAUGGCUGUUCCUGAAAGGGAGGUCCCUCUUCUCUAGAUGAGCUCCAGCACCUCCCGGUAAGGCUUCUGCAGCCCUCUCCUGUCCGCUGGCCUGCACUGCACCCCUUUCCCAAGAUGAGUGGCUUCCUGAGCUCACUGGACCCCUGGCGGGCCCGCUGGGGGGCCGCCUGGUACGCCAUGCACGCCCGCGUCCUGCGUACCAAGCCGGUAGAGUCCAUGCUGGAGAGCACCGGGACCACCACCGCUCAUGGUACUAAGCUCGCCCAGGUGCUCACCACCGUCGACCUCAUCUCCCUCGGCGUGGGCAGCUGUGUGGGCACCGGCAUGUAUGUGGUGUCCGGCCUGGUGGCCAAGGAGAUGGCAGGACCUGGCGUCAUCGUGUCCUUCAUCAUCGCAGCUGUGGCCUCCAUACUGUCAGGUGUCUGCUAUGCAGAGUUUGGUGUCCGAGUCCCCAAGACCACGGGGUCUGCCUACACCUACAGCUACGUCACUAUCGGAGAAUUUGUGGCGUUUUUCAUCGGCUGGAACUUGAUCCUGGAAUACCUGAUUGGCACUGCGGCCGGCGCCAGCGCCCUGAGCAGCAUGUUUGAUUCACUGGCCAACCACACCAUCAGCCGCUGGAUGGUGGACAGCGUGGGCACCCUCAACGGCCUAGGGAAAGGUGAAGAAUCGUACCCAGACCUUCUGGCCCUGUUAAUUGCCGUCAUUGUGACCAUCAUCGUGGCUCUGGGGGUGAAGAACUCUGUGGGCUUCAACAACGUCCUCAAUGUGCUGAACCUUGCAGUGUGGGUGUUCAUCGUGAUUGCAGGCCUCUUCUUCACCAACGGGAAGUACUGGGCUGAAGGCCAGUUCUUGCCCCACGGUUGGUCAGGGGUGCUACAAGGUGCAGCCACGUGCUUCUACGCUUUCAUUGGCUUCGACAUCAUCGCCACUACGGGAGAGGAAGCCAAGAACCCCAACACAUCCAUCCCUUAUGCCAUCACUGCCUCCCUGGUCAUCUGCCUGACAGCCUACGUGUCUGUGAGCAUGAUCUUAACUCUGAUGGUGCCAUACUACGCCAUUGACACGGAAUCGCCACUCAUGGAAAUGUUUGUGGCCCACGGAUUCUACGCUGCAAAGUUCAUAGUAGCCAUCGGCUCAGUUGCAGGACUGACUGUCAGCUUGCUGGGCUCCCUCUUCCCAAUGCCCCGGGUCAUUUAUGCCAUGGCUGGUGAUGGGCUCCUUUUCAGGUUCCUGGCCCACGUGAGCUCCUAUACGGAGACGCCAGUGGUGGCCUGCAUUGUAUCGGGGUUCCUGGCAGCCCUCCUCUCGCUGCUCGUCAGCCUCAGAGACCUGAUCGAGAUGAUGUCCAUCGGCACACUCCUCGCCUACACCUUGGUCUCUGUCUGUGUCCUGCUCCUUCGGUACCAGCCCGAGAGCGACAUCGAUGGCUUUGUCAAGUUCUUGUCUGAGGAGCACACCAAGAAGAAAGAGGGCGUCCUGGCCGACUGCGAGAAGGAGGCCUGCUCUCCAGGGAGUGAGGAGGACGAGUUCUCUGGCCCCGCCACUAACACAUGUGGGGCCAAGAACUUACCGUCCCUGGGAGACAACGAGAUGCUCAUUGGAAAGUCAGACAAGUCGGCCUACGGCAUCAACCACCCCAACUACGGCACCGUGGACAUGACCACAGGCAUCGAAGCUGAGGAGUCUGAGAACAUUUAUCUCAUCAAGCUGAAGAAGCUGAUCGGGCCCCGUUACUACACCCUGCGGAUCCAGCUGGGCCUUCCGGGCAAGAUGGACCGGCCCACAGCCGCGACGGGGCACACGGUGACCGUCUGCGUCCUCCUGCUCUUUGUCCUCAUGUUCAUCUUCUGUUCCUUCAUCAUCUUCGGCUCCGACUACAUCUCGGGGCAGAGCUGGUGGGCCGUCCUCCUGGUCGUCCUCAUGGUGCUGCUGAUCGGUGCCCUGGUGUUCGUGAUCCUGCAGCAGCCAGAGAACCCCAAGAAGCUGCCCUACAUGGCCCCCUGCGUGCCCCUUGUGCCCGCCUGUGCCAUGCUGGUGAACAUCUAUCUCAUGCUGAAGCUCUCCACCAUCACCUGGGUCCGGUUUGCCGUCUGGUGCUUCGUGGGUAUGCUCAUUUAUUUUGGGUACGGCGUCUGGAACAGCACCCUGGAAAUCAGUGCCCGCGAGGAGGCCCUGCACCAAAGCACGUACCAGCGCUACGAUGUGGACGACCCCUUCUCGGUGGAGGAAGGUUUCUCCUACGCCACCGAGGGCGAGAGCCAGGAGAACUGGGGCGGGCCAGCCGAAGACAAAGGCUUCUCUUACCAACAGAUGUCAGAGGGGAAGGCAAGCGGCCGGGCAGGCAGCAAAGCCAAGAGCAAAAGCAAACACAGACAGAACUCGGAGGCCCUGAUCGCAAACGAUGAGCUGGAUUACUCUCCAGAGUAGGGUGAGUGCGCGGGACGGUAGAAAUGAUGACUGAUUGUCAGUAACUUCACCUGUGGGCUGGAAGGUGACACUUCCCUGGCUUUCAUUUCAGAGAUCCAGCCUAACCUGAAGUCAGUCCCCUGUCAUAGCCUGUCAUUUACCACUUUUGCUCUUCAGGGUAGUUCUGUAGAAGGCCUUGACCUGGGUCCCUAACUGGUUCUCUUAUAAAAAGAAACUCAACAAAGAGGCUACUCAAAGUUCUGUCUGAGAUGCAACCACUAGGCCUUUGCUUUGCUGGUAGAAUCUUUCUGCUUCUUAUCAAGACCCCAAGAAGCUAGGAGCAGACAUUUUGGACACCACUAAGGCUGCACCUUCUCCUGGGGGUGGGCCAAAGUGGGGGGGCUGUGGGGAAACAGGCAGCAUCUCAACCACCUGAGACAUGAGGGCAAAGCUCUGUCCUCAGCGUGCUAGGUGCCAGGUCAGGGCAAGCAGGUGACCACUGGCACUUCCUCAACAACCAACAUUUUGUCUUGAAAUCUCUCCCAAAAAAGUCAUGGAGAAGACGCAUGCUUCUCUUGAUUCACCAGUCCAAACUAUAAUUUUGGGCUCUAUCCAAGGCCAGGGACUCUGAGACCAUUUCUCCCAAAGGCUUCAGAUUCUCCAUGAAGUCAUGAGACCCAAUAGUACAAUGAGAAGUACCAUCCACACUCUACUGAAAUGCCCAGAAAAACAGUCACAUAACCUCUUGCAGUGAAGGCCAGAAGGGCAUUGGCAAAAAGUAACCCUCUGUCAUGCCUCCCCUUACACAGUCUCUAAGCUCCUGCUGAUAUGAGGGAAGAGGGCAAAGGUAGGGCAUGAUUUCACGGCACUGCUAUGCCUGGAAGAAGGGGACUGUUUGUCUUAUAAUCAGAUAAAAAUCUUUACAAGGAGAAGUGACCCAGCCACUGAGAUCACAUUGUGGAUUCUAUUCCAUAUUUCUAAGUUAUAAAUUCUGUAGCUGAGAUGUGCAGCCACUUGACUGGUGGCAGCGGCUCUGAGAAUAAAAAAUGUCGAAGGGCAGCUACCUAGGUGAUUGCACCCCUGAGAUCACGUUUCACUUCUGAACUCCUUCCUCUGGGCAGCUCACUUUUAGAGGUGUAUUUUUUCGGUUAUUUCCCACAACAGUUGCACUGAAUCCCAGAGAAAUACCUACCCGGUAAGGUUUAAAUUAGGGUCAUAAGAGAGAUUCUUAAAAGAAUUUUCUCAGAAACAGGAUGGAUGAGGGGAUUUGCAGCAGGUAAGGACAUGUGAGCUCCCCCUGCGCCUGGGUCCCCAGGCUGCACUGAGCCACAUCACUCACAGGGCACAGCUUGAGCCGAGCGAAACCCUGCAUGAGUUUUCUGAAAAGUUGGGGCAAGACAGAAAAUUCCUUGCCCUCCCUCUCCUGGAUUUAUUGUUAAGCCAAAAGUUUUCCAGAACACAUCACCUAAUAUUUAAGUCUGUUCUGCCUUAAAGGUCGAGGUCAGGCCUUCUUGGCAUAUUUUAGGGUUAAGAGGAGGAGGCAGAAGUCCCUAUUUCCACACAAGUGAUGCUAAGAAUAUACCAAGUACUGAGUGAUGGAAAUGUAAGGAGGGGUGACCCCUGCCCUUGGGGCCCACAGUCUGGGUGAGCAGCGCUUAAGCUUCAUAAAUGCAGAGAAAACCAAACUUGACAAGUCCUCACGAUGGUACACAGAGCUUUAACAUAACAGAUCAACAAAAACUAGUUUUUUUAAAUAUCCUUUAAAUAAAAUUUUUAUUACACCUCUAGCCAAUGUAUCCCAUUAAAUUCAAACAACUACAAUUUUCUAUAUCUUCUUUUUUAUUCCUCUAUAUUAAUCAUUUAGAGCUCUGGGUUCCUGAGAUCAUUUUGUCAUUUUAACACAAUGCUUCACAGUGCUGUGUUUUCUCUUCCCCAAACCAUAAAUAUAUAGCCCCUGGCUUGGGAAAUAGGCCCUGACACCCUUUAAAUGGCACUUGCUGUAAGGCCGCCUUAAAGUCACUGCCUCUUCUCUGCAUUCAAAACAAAAGCUACCAAACUAGGCAACAUAGUAAGACUCUACCCACCCUCUACAAAAAAUCAGAAAGUAAAAAAAUUAGCAGGAGGAGUGCACAGCUGCCAUCUCAGCUACUGGGAAGGCUACGUGGGAGGAUGGCAGGAGCCCAGGAGUUCAAGGCUGCAGUGAGCUGUGAUGCAACCACUGCGCCCCAGGCUGAGUGACUGAGCCAGUGAGACCCUGUCUCUAGAAAAAGAAAAAGAAAAUAGAAGUCACAUCAGUUUGAAAAUACACCUGGAAGACUAGAGGGGAUUUAGGUACCCUCCUUACCAGGUUUUACCAGGGCCCCAAGUGGUCAGAGGGAAGUUCCCAGAUGAUCAGGCACGGGUUUACCUAAUUUUAUGUCUUGGUUAGAGUAUCUUGUGAAGCAGUCAGAAGCCACGAAAUGCAUGAGGCCAGAGCUGGGUCUGCUUUCCGAGUCCAGACUGCAAGUGACCACCCACUCUGGGGUUGGGGUCAGGAAGGAGCCCAGAGCAGCCCUAAUUCCCCAUGGGAGGGAAGGGAGCAGAGCAAACAGCAGCACUGGUGUUUGUGUGUUUGGAACAAGCCCCACUAGGGAGCCCAUGCUUUUCCAGCAGGAGUGUACCUCCCUCCCUGCGCUGCAGCCCUGUGUGUCUGCAGGAGCUCCCUGGAGACCCUGAGAAAGACUGCCCACAGGUGAGCAGUGUGGCCUGGCCAUGAAUGGGCCAGCAUUUGUAAUUAGGCCACAGGCAGCCCCACCGCACGUGGGCAGCAGUCUGCUGGGUCUCUCUCACCCGGAGUGAGAGGGACAGAAGCCCCUCCAUGGGCGAGAUUGUUACUCACCUGCUCCUUUUUUUUUCUAAGACUCUUAGAAGAAAGGCUGUUUUAAUUUUCUUUCCUCCUGGGGAGCAACUUCCUUUCCACAGCGCUUUCCUGGCUGAGUGUCACAAUGCAUCUGUCUGGGAUGCAUAGGCAGCACCUUUGGCCAAAAUUACUUUACUGAGAAUAUAGAGGGGUUUUUUUAGGACUUAGCCCAAAAGGGAUUAGUGGAAGUUUUGAAGCCCAUCAAAAGUGAAUAUGUUGGGUGGUGCCUGUGGCUCAAAGGAGUAGGGCACCAGUCCCAUAUGGCAGAGGUGGCGGGUUCAAACCCAGUCGCAGCAGGAAAAAAAAUGACAACUGCAAAAGUGAAUAUGUCUUCUGCCUUGCCAGCAACAACAGUAUUAGAAGUCACAGAGCAGCACUCAGCACGCACAAAAACGCACGACUGGCAGCGCCUGUAGCUCAAGGAGUAGGGCGCCGGUCCCAUAUGCCAGAGGUGGUGGGUUCAAACCCAGCCCUGGCCAAAAACCACAAAAAAAAAAAAGAACAAAAACGCAUGACUGUCCCAAAGGCCCAGAGUUCUCAGAGUGAGAACGUUUAGUGUGUGUCCAUGCAGAGGGGAGGAAGAGGGCUAUAGCAGGAGGAGAAAGCGGGAGUAGCCCGGGGUCAUGUUAGGGACUUCCUCUGUGCUUGUUUUUUUCCUAUUAAGUUUUCCUGACAUUGGCAUAGGUGAUAUUAGCUACAAGGGGUCGUGAGUCAUGUGAAUUUUGCCAGAAGGGAGGCCUUUGAAAAGCUAUUGACUCUGAUACUGGGAGAGAGAAGCCAUUCCACCACAUCUGCUGACACGCUGGUCUCACUCCCCCCCGAGGUGAGAAUUUACACUGGAAAUCACAACCCUGCUUCCCAAACAGGGCUCUACUAAUGCUAGGCCAGGCACAGACACCGGGCCAUCUUGGCAGGUGGAGGGGCGGAUUUGGGAGAGCAGCUGGGUCCUCACUGCACGAAGUCACACCACCCACCACGGGCCCACAUCAUCCACAACAGGCCCCCCAUCCUCGCUUCUCUCACUGUGGAAAAGAAAUGUGACUGUCUAAAUCAAAUCCAAAGUUAUACAUACAGCUUGUAAAUUGUACUAACUUGUUUCUUUUCUGUCUGGUCCUUGAACAGUGCAACUUGCAUUUUGCAGAUGGUGAUUUCUUGUGUUGUUCUCCACUUGUUUAAUAUGAAAUUGCUGUAUCUGUCAGUUGUCUGUUUUGUGAUUUUUAGUUCCCACUGGUGCACUGUGGAUGGAGUGUACCAUGACAAAGAGACAAUGUGCAGAUGUGUUGAGUGUUUUAUUUUCAAAUGACUGUGGUGUUGACAAUAUAUUGAUUUCUCAAGAAACUAAGGCAAAUUCUAAAUUUAUCAAAAUGUGUAUAUUUUAAUAAAUGCAUUAAGCUUU
Molecule: messenger RNA, 6860 nt
Organism: Nycticebus coucang (slow loris)
Lineage: Eukaryota; Metazoa; Chordata; Mammalia; Primates; Lorisidae
Gene: SLC7A14
Product: solute carrier family 7 member 14
Exons: 8
Coding region: 271-2586 (771 amino acids)
Biological process (GO): amino acid transport; transmembrane transport
Cellular component (GO): plasma membrane
Molecular function (GO): amino acid transmembrane transporter activity
Source: RefSeq, a predicted model, not a curated record